Astyanax mexicanus (Mexican tetra) is the source of this 2611-nucleotide messenger RNA. RefSeq names its product FAST kinase domains 2 (gene fastkd2). The record is from RefSeq and is a predicted model, not a curated record. Gene Ontology annotation, cellular component: ribonucleoprotein granule; mitochondrial matrix. NCBI's taxonomy places the organism in Eukaryota, Metazoa, Chordata, Actinopteri, Characiformes, Acestrorhamphidae. The coding region runs from base 493 to 2226 and encodes 577 amino acids. Gene Ontology annotation, molecular function: RNA binding. The transcript has 11 exons. Gene Ontology annotation, biological process: regulation of mitochondrial mRNA stability; mitochondrial RNA processing.
UUGAUGCAGUUUGCAGAAUGCAGUUUGGGACACAGCACGAGCAGUGCCUGGUUCUGUACAUGUGAUUUUUUGCCCCUCAAACGACAGGAACAGGACUAAUUUGGUGUUUUUACGUGGUCUAAGUACUAUGUUCUAGCUAAACGUAAAUAAAAUGUGUAAGUUAAAGGUUAAAUAGACGUUUUAAAGGUAGUAAACUAGUUAGCGGCGGCGUAGUUAACGUUACUUAGAAUAUUUAGCUAAGUUAGCUAGCGUUGGCUAAGCUAGGCAAGCUAGUUAAGGUUAAACCUAAUGUAUUGGUUUGUUGAUUAAAAUUGGACAUGUUCUGCGGUUUACAUGUUAAUAAAUUCUAUAUUACGCGAUAUUUUAAUCUCCUCGGGAUUCAGACUUACUUCACAGACUUCAUUUGCUAACCCAGGUCUGAAUGCUAACGUUGGCUAGAGAUAUUGGGUCGUCUGUCCAUGUGGAGCUUUACUGAUUUGGUCUGGUCACAACAUGAACGUCCUGAAAUCAGGAGAACAGAUGUUGAAGAGGGCCAUCCUCUCUGGAAGGUUUUCAUUAGUUUGGACCCAGUAUUGUCCACUUCCAUACAAAAGGCCUGACCCUAUUCCCUACUGUAGAAACUGUACAGUGCCCUCCUUCCAUCAGAACUCCACUAGAACAUUGUGCAGUGUCCUUCCCAGUAAGGAUGCGGCCAGUGACCUGUCCAGGUCUAAUGAGGAGGAGCAUGCUCCUUUCUUUAAAAUGCUGGCAGAGUGCCGCUCGCCAUCUGAUGUCCUGGACCUAGUGGACAGCAGAGAAGUUUACCACUUGCACAUCAGUUACUGUAUGUCACAAAUGUGGAAAUCCAUCAAGAAGAUGUCAGAGGAUCAGAGGCGCUGCGAGAUCAGUCUGAUGUUGGCGCAUCCAAGCUUCCAGAAGCUGUGCCACAAGGCGAGGGUGGGCGCUCCCUGCAUGAGCACCAGUCAACUGGCCUACACCCUGUCGUCUAUGGUCAAGCUGGGCGUCUCCCAAAGCAGUGUAGUGGUGCAGACUUUGCUGCGGGUCAUGCAGGAAAGGCUGAAUCAGUUGGAUGAGAAGUCCCUCUCGAUUUUGUGCUACACCCUGAAACAGAUGGAAAGCAGCAAAAAUUCUGAUGCACUUACACAAGGAUUGAAGCUCAUAUUGCCGGAGUGGAUUCCAAAGAUCCAGAAUGUGAUUGCUCUGCAGAACGUGAUGUGCUUGUUAGGGAAAGAUACUCCCCCAGUCAUAAAGAAGAAUCUGCAGAUGAAGGCACUGUCUAUGGCGGAUGAAUUCACUCUGCCCAAUGCUCAGCACAUGAUGCGUACCUUGGCCACCAUAGAUCUACAUUCCAAACCACUGCUGGACAUCUUCAGCAAGAGGAUAGCUGAAAAUAUAUAUGGUGUCCCUUACCCCAAGAUGUUGAUGGUGCUGAAAUCCUGCCGUGAGCUCUUUUACAGAAACAGUAAUCUCCUCUCGUCCAUCUCCGACUACCUGGCCACCACACUCAGCAUCUGGAGUAACAAACAGAUAAUCUUCUUUUUGUUGGAGUUUGAGGCUCUUUGCUUCAACCCUGUCGCUUUGUUGGAUGCAUUUGCCGAGCGAGUGAUCCAGAAACCACACAGCUUCGCACUCAAAGACCUCUUCAGCAUUCUGAAAAUCUACUCUUCCCUCAACCAUGAUCUGAAAGAACAUAAGCAGGAGUUCUUGGAUGGUGUUACACUUAUGCUAGAGUCCUAUCUUCCCAGAAUGACCUCAGUACAGCUGUUGAGAGCAGUCAGCUUUCUCUGUGUUUUUGGGCACUUUCCUCAGGUUCUUUUAAAGAAGCUGCUUCAGAAGGAAUGUCUGGAUGAGCUGCUACAAAGAGGAGGUACAGAGUAUAUAGGUGUGAUGAACAACCUGCACAAGCUGGACCUGUGUUUACGGCUGGACAACCCUCCUCUUCCUCCCUCAGUUUCGCCCCUCCCAGACCUCCAUAACGUCCUCCAGCCAAAUGAGAACCGACUACACCCGAGGCUGAUCAGUGCACUGAAGAAUUUGGCUGGGGAAGACGCUGUGAUGGAAUCUGUUGUUGAAGCGAACGUCUAUUUCAUUGACGCUGUGAUCACUUUGUCAGAAGCCAAAGACAUCUUGAGUUCUCCUGAAGAGCACUCUGUAACAUCUCAAAAUUCUCGCCGGAAAAUUGCCAGUUGGAUUGGCGCCGAGUGGUCCAGCGGUCUAAAGCGCUGAGCGGGAGCAGGAGGUCACCGGUUCGAACCCCCGCUCAUGCAGCUUUACCAUCAAGCUGCCGGCACUCAGAGUAAGCACAAUUGGCCCUGCUCCCUCUGGGUGGGUAGAUGACGCUCUCUCCCCACAUCACUCCUUGGGUGAUGUCCGCAGCACAGGGCGUCUGUGAGCUGAUGUACCUUUCCUUCGAGUGCGCUGGCUACUCAGCAAUGCUGCAUCAGCAGCAGCUCGAAAAGAAGCGCUGGCUGACUUCACGUGUAUCAGAGGAAGCAUGUGCUAGUCUUCACCCUCCAGGUGUGUUGGGGCAUUACUAGUGAUAGGGGGAGUCCUAGUGAGUGGGUUGGGUAAUUGUUUGUGCUUAAUUGGGGAGAAAAUAGGAAAAAAUAGA